AAUUUGACUCUCUCUCUCAACCCCUAACAAACUGCGGCAUUUGCAUCUGCAUUUGCCGUUGUGAAAUUCUCCAACAAACUCGCCCAACCACCAACACUCCGUUUCUUAUUCCUAGGUGAAUUAUUAUUUAUAUAACCUACUUCCUUUUCUUUUCUCUUGUUCUUGUAUUUUCUCCUUUACACACUACUACGCUUUUUUUCUUUUCUUUUUCCCUUUUUCUUCUUGUUAUUCUUGUUUUCGACUUUGAUCUUCAUACUCUUCAAUUGUAUUCGCUUGAUCUGUUCUGUUUGCUGUUGAAAUUGUGUUAUUAACAGGACAGUCACCAUGGUUGAUCAGGUUCAGCGCCCUAGAAUCAUCGAGAAUAUUGCUCGCCAGACUGGUCUUUCAAUGUACCAAAGGAGGUCAUUUGAGAAUUACUCCAACCCUGCAUUCCAGUAUCCUAUGAUGCCAGCAUGUAGAGCUACAACGGCUUCCCCUAUCUUUGUUGCAGCUCCCGCCGAGAAAGGAAACUUUGUUGUUGACUUUCUCAUGGGUGGAGUUUCAGCUGCUGUGUCUAAAACUGCUGCUGCUCCAAUUGAACGAAUUAAGCUUUUGAUCCAGAACCAAGAUGAGAUGAUUAAAGCCGGUAGACUUUCUGAGCCCUACAAGGGAAUCGGUGACUGUUUUAAGCGAACAAUGGCUGAUGAAGGUGUUGUUGCCCUAUGGAGAGGUAACACCGCAAAUGUCAUCCGUUAUUUCCCGACUCAGGCUUUGAACUUUGCAUUCAAGGACUACUUCAAGAGGCUCUUCAAUUUCAAGAAGGACAAGGAUGGUUACUGGAAAUGGUUUGCUGGUAACUUGGCCUCAGGAGGUGCUGCUGGUGCAUCAUCCCUUUUCUUUGUCUACUCUCUUGACUAUGCUCGUACUCGUCUGGCAAAUGAUGCAAAGGCUGCCAAGAAAGGUGCAGGAGGAAGACAAUUCAAUGGUCUCAUUGAUGUCUACAAGAAGACAUUGGCAUCUGAUGGUAUUGCCGGCCUUUACCGUGGUUUCAACAUUUCUUGUGUUGGAAUCAUUGUGUAUCGCGGUCUCUACUUUGGAAUGUACGAUUCCUUGAAGCCAGUUCUCCUAACCGGAUCUUUGCAGGAUAGUUUCUUUGCUAGCUUCGGACUUGGAUGGCUCAUCACCAAUGGUGCAGGUCUAGCAUCUUACCCGAUCGACACUGUUAGAAGAAGAAUGAUGAUGACAUCUGGCGAAGCAGUCAAGUACAAGAGCUCCAUGGAUGCAUUCUCACAAAUUCUCAAGAACGAGGGUGCCAAGUCCUUGUUUAAGGGAGCUGGUGCUAACAUCCUCCGUGCUGUUGCCGGUGCUGGUGUGCUCGCUGGUUACGACAAGUUGCAGGUGAUCAUGCUCGGAAAGAAGUACGGAUCCGGUGGCGCUUAAUUUUAUUCGCAUUUUUAUUUUAGAUGGUGAUGAAAAAACCUUUUAGUUUUGAGAAUUAACCAAGUAUUGCGGAAAAUUUUGUUGAAUAAUUAGUACUCAAUGAUCCCAUGCCCUUUUCUUUGGAUCAGAAGAUUUGAUAUUUCUAUUUGUAGGAUGAUUUCUUUUGAGUGGCAGGCAAAGCAUCUGUCAUAUUGAAUUCCAUUUUGUUUGAUUUGAAUUUGUGAGAGAUACUCUAUUUAUUGUUUAGUAGUUACUCUUACUAAAGAUGCAUAUGCACCUUUUGAUUUUCAUGUGUUGGAAUAAAAUAUCUUGCUACCUAA
Messenger RNA from Cicer arietinum (chickpea), 1739 nucleotides. RefSeq names its product ADP,ATP carrier protein 1, mitochondrial-like. Lineage: Eukaryota; Viridiplantae; Streptophyta; Magnoliopsida; Fabales; Fabaceae. Gene Ontology annotation, molecular function: ATP:ADP antiporter activity. Gene Ontology annotation, cellular component: mitochondrial inner membrane. The record is from RefSeq and is a predicted model, not a curated record. Gene Ontology annotation, biological process: mitochondrial ADP transmembrane transport; mitochondrial ATP transmembrane transport.